AUGGCGGCUAAGACGGCCGAACUGGAGCGGCUCGCGAAGGAGACUGAGGAACGACUGGUCAAGGAAGCUGCCGAAGCAGAGGCGGCCAAGAAGGCGGAAGAGGAGCGCUUAGCUGAGGAAGCCGCGCGAGUGGCCAUGGCGGCUAAGAAGGCCAAAGAGGAGCGGCUCGCGAAGGAGAUUGAGGAACGACUGGUCAAGGAAGCUGCCGAAGCAGAGGCGGCCAAGAAGGCGGAAGAGGAGCGCUUAGCUGAGGAAGCCAUAAAGGCAGAUGAGGCGCGAGUGGCCAUGGCGGCUAAGACGGCCGAACUGGAGCGGCUCGCGAAGGAGACUGAGGAACGACUGGUCAAGGAAGCUGCCGAAGCAGAGGCGGCCAAGAAGGCGGAAGAGGAGCGCUUAGCUGAGGAAGCCAGGAAGGCAGAUGAGGCGCGAGUGGCCAUGGCGGCUAAGAAGGCCGAAGAGGAGCGGCUCGCGAAGGAGAUUGAGGAACGACUGGUCAAGGAAGCUGCCGAAGCAGAGGCGGCCGAGAAGGCCGAAGAGGAGCAAUUAGCUGAGGAAGCCAGGAAGGCAGAUGAGGCGCGAGUGGCCAUGGCGGCUAAGAAGGCCGAAGAGGAGCGGCUCGCGAAGGAGAUUGAGGAACGACUGGUCAAGGAAGCUGCCGAAGCAGAGGCGGCCAAGAAGGCGGAAGAGGAGCAAUUAGCUGAGGAAGCGAGGAAGGCAGAUGAGGCGCGAGUGGCCAUGGCGGCUAAGAAGGCCGAAGAGGAGCGGCUCGCGAAGGAGAUUGAGGAACGACUGGUCAAGGAAGCUGCCGAAGCAGAGGCGGCCAAGAAGGCGGAAGAGGAGCGCUUAUCUGAGGAAGCCAGGAAGGCAGAUGAGGCGCGGGUGGCCAUGGCGGCUAAGACGGCCGAAGAGGAGCGGCUCGCGAAGGAGAUUGAGGAACGACUGGUCAAGGAAGCUGCCGAAGCAGAGGCGGCCAAGAAGGCGGAAGAGGAGCAAUUAGCUGAGGAAGCGAGGAAGGCAGAUGAGGCGCGAGUGGCCAUGGCGGCUAAGAAGGCCGAAGAGGAGCGGCUCGCGAAGGAGAUUGAGGAACGACUGGUCAAGGAAGCUGCCGAAGCAGAGGCGGCCAAGAAGGCGGAAGAGGAGCGCUUAUCUGAGGAAGCCAGGAAGGCAGAUGAGGCGCGGGUGGCCAUGGCGGCUAAGACGGCCGAAGAGGAGCGGCUCGCGAAGGAGAUUGAGGAACGACUGGUCAAGGAAGCUGCCGAAGCAGAGGCGGCCAAGAAGGCGGAAGAGGAGCAAUUAGCUGAGGAAGCGAGGAAGGCAGAUGAGGCGCGAGUGGCCAUGGCGGCUAAGAAGGCCGAAGAGGAGCGGCUCGCGAAGGAGAUUGAGGAACGACUGGUCAAGGAAGCUGCCGAAGCAGAGGCGGCCAAGAAGGCGGAAGAGGAGCGCUUAUCUGAGGAAGCCAGGAAGGCAGAUGAGGCGUGGGUGGCCAUGGCGGCUAAGACGGCCGAAGAGGAGCGGCUCGCGAAGGAGAUUGAGGAACGACUGGUCAAGGAAGCUGCCGAAGCAGAGGCGGCCAAGAAGGCGGAAGAGGAGCGCUUGUCUGAAAAAAAACUUUCUGAGGAAGCCAGGAAGGCAGUUUCGGCGCGAGUGGUCAAGAAGCGUGCGAGGAAGGAGAUAAAGUCGCAACUCAAGAUACUUCGACACCGUGGAGUUUGGUGCAGCCAUUCCAUGUGCAAGGAGUUCGUCAGACAUCAGUGA
This is a messenger RNA of Symbiodinium natans, 1755 nucleotides long. Lineage: Eukaryota; Dinophyceae; Suessiales; Symbiodiniaceae. The record is from the annotation of a GenBank genome assembly.